CUCGGGAUUGAAGCUCUCAAGGGAACUGGUCGCUCACCGCUUGCCCAUCGCGAGCCGAUAAGGUCGAUUAAGCUUGAGAAAUAGUUCCUCUGGAUCAGGCACUCACCCGGGCAGUGUCGGUGCGAGCGUUGGUUCAAGCUGUUCAUGAGAGUUGGCUCGAGCGCCAAAGCACAGCCCUCCUUUGGCGCAAGAAUCUUCCCGGCACAGCGCCAAUUUGCCAACACAUGCCAUCCGGCCCGUCCCAGCUGCCGCGAGCUGCUCUCCACUUGCUGCCAGCUCGUCGUCCUCAAAGUACCCUGCACAGCAUCAGGAAUAUUUACUCGGUCAGGCAUCGCACAAUGGCAGGGGCAGCUUCCUCAGGAGCCAAGUACGAGGACUGGUCAGCAGAUGAUCUGCGACGAAGGGUGCUGGAACUGGAGGCCAAGCUGGGCAAUGUAGCCAGUGCCAGCGCUCCUUUAGCCGACGGCCCCAGUGCGCCGGCUGAGGCGGGGCCUAGCCGCCUCCCUGCACAGCCAGAGCAGGAGCCGGCUCUCAGCCGACGAGCAUAUAGGCGAGCGAUACGUCUUGGGCAUCGAAUUCAAAGACAAGGGCCUGUGUCGCAAGCUCGCGGACAAGCAGUGGUUGACGAUGCCAAGGCAAGAGGAGUAGUGAAAUCAUUCAACUUCGAUCUCUAUCCACAACGCAAGAUCGCCAUUCGGUUCGCCUACGAUGGCACAGAGUAUGCGGGGUUGGCAGCUCAAUCGAACGCAAUCACUGUCGAGUCAGUGCUAUGGGAUGCGCUUGUCAAGGGGAGGCUGGUAGAUGGUGAAAAGGGUAUGCAGGGUGCGGGAUGGACAAGAUGCGGAAGGACUGAUCGCGGCGUGAGUGCGGCUGGUCAGGUCGUCUCGCUUUGGAUUCGCAGCAAGCGCGUGGACGAGCGGCAGCAGAGGACGAUGCAUGAAGCUCGGUUGGCCAAAAAGAUGGCCGCGUAUCUCGAAGCCGCCGAUGGUCCUCGAAAGGCACCUUCCAUAGAGAGUCCCGCUGCUGAACCCGUCACUCCGGACCUCCGUCACGAGAAAGGGUCGUCUUUGGAAGACUUAUCACUGUCUGACAGGAUGAAGGCAGCCCCACCAGCCGGUGAAUCGCUGGCCACCUCCACACCUGACGUACCUUCAAGCGCUCAGAAUGGGGCCACGUCGGUCAAGCUCGAUGGGAGUAGCCCAGAGUUGCCUUAUCUGUCUGUGCUGAAUGGUUUGCUCCCGAACUCAAUUCGCGUCCUAGCGUGGUCACCGGUGGCUGCGGAUUUCUCAGCCCGAUUCUCGUGUCGAUACAGACACUACAAAUACUUCUUUACAGCUGGCAGCCCACUGCUUCCGACCACUGCGGGACCAUCUCCGCGUUUGAACAUAGACGCCAUGAGGGAAGGCGCUUCUCGUCUGCUCGGGGACCACGAUUUUAGAAAUCUGUGCAAGGUAGAGGGUGUCAAGCAGAUCACAAAUUUCCGGAGACGAAUCGAUGGCGUCUCUAUCGAUCAAGUCCCCGCCACCUGGACAUCGAAGGAAACCGACUCUGCUUCGGACGAACCGAUGUACGUCCUCAAUCUUCGGGGUACUGCAUUCCUGUAUCACCAAGUCAGGAAUAUAAUGUCGGUGCUCUUCUUGAUUGGUGCAGGUCUGGAAAAGCCCUCGCUAGUUGACGAGCUGCUGAACAUCAAACCUGGCAUGACAGCCGAGGAUGCAAGGUGGGCGGCGAUACACGGUGUCAGCCUCCGCAAAGACCGAACCGUACUGCCCGGAAGCACCGCCACUGAGCGAGAUGGUGUAGUCCAGCUCGACAGCGAGACUGGCCUGCCCGUGAUGGUUCAAACGGCCACUCCGAUGGAGCACGACACCUCCUGGACGGAGCAGCAGCAGCAAGACGAAGAGGAGCGGCUCGAGAGCUUGCGCGUGUAUGCUAACAAGCCCGAGUACGAGAUGGCCUCCGACACUUCGCUCGUACUUUGGGACUGCGGCUUCCGGCCAAGCGACGUAGCAUGGCGGGCCGGAACCUACGACGGACCCUUACCAGCUCCGCAAGAAGCCGACGUGGACAGCGCGGCUGCGCCUACUGCAGCUUUGCUCCAUGGGGAAUGGACCCGAAGAUCCAUCUCUGCAGAGAUUUGGAGACAUUUCCUCUUCUCUUCCCCUGUCGCCCCCGUUGGCACACAAGAAGCUGGAGUCACUUUCGAGCAGGCACGUCGUCCAACUUUGCCAGCAGCAUCGAAUCAGGAUGGGACAAGACACAAGUCUUUGGGUCCAACUGCGGUACUGGUGCCUCUUGGAGGAGGCUACGUCAGAUUACACACGUCUUGGCGUGGCUUUGCGAAAUUGAAGCGAGAAGAAGCGCCAGAGGUCAAGAAUCAGCGAUGGCUCGAGGGCAAAGGCAAACAACGAGCUGAGGCCCUAGGUAUUACACCACAGCAGCUCUCGAGAGGAUAUCGACCGCCGCAGUAAGACUUUGCAUGUCGAGUGCGCUUGUUGCUACCUCACGAGAAGGGAGUGGAGUGCGCUUCGGCCGCAGCACUUCAGGAAAUACAUUAACAUUCUUUGGUGGGCACGUAGGCCAUCGUUGAAGACAAAAUGGAGCAUUGCAGCGUAACAAAGAUCGUGCAGUGGAAAUCGCCAGGCUCG
Messenger RNA from Ceraceosorus guamensis, 2648 nucleotides. Its product is annotated as tRNA pseudouridine synthase. Gene Ontology annotation, biological process: mRNA pseudouridine synthesis; tRNA pseudouridine synthesis. The record is from RefSeq and is a predicted model, not a curated record. Gene Ontology annotation, molecular function: RNA binding; pseudouridine synthase activity. Gene Ontology annotation, cellular component: nucleus; cytoplasm. Bases 339 to 2471 code for a protein of 710 amino acids. Lineage: Eukaryota; Fungi; Basidiomycota; Exobasidiomycetes; Ceraceosorales; Ceraceosoraceae. The transcript has a single exon.